Molecule: messenger RNA, 1339 nt
Organism: Daucus carota subsp. sativus
Lineage: Eukaryota; Viridiplantae; Streptophyta; Magnoliopsida; Apiales; Apiaceae
Product: putative RING-H2 finger protein ATL21A
Exons: 2
Coding region: 92-1183 (363 amino acids)
Molecular function (GO): polysaccharide binding
Source: RefSeq, a predicted model, not a curated record
CCUUUGAAAUAACUAUGACAAUGUAUAAAAACCACUAGUACGCAGGACUUAACAAAAUCAAUCUGUUUCUUUCAACUCUCUGCACCAAAAUAUGCAGAUUUUCGGGUUAUUCUCUGUCACAUUUAUUGUGAUAUUCUCCGUCACACACACAGUACUAUGUGACACAUGCGAGCCUGUCUCGUGUGGAACUGGACCAAUAGUCCAGUCCCCUUUCCGGCUUGACAAACAACCGACACAGUGUGGUUACCAGGGUUUCGAACUUUCUUGCAACAACCGAAGUCAAGUCGUGCUAAACUUCCCUUACGUCGGAGAUAGUGUGGUAGAUGACAUUGUAGUCGAUGAUAUUGAUUAUUCAUCGCAAAUUAUAUACUUGAAACCUGAUUUUUGCUUAGGAAACAGAGCCCGAUUUUUCAACCAAUUGGACACGCCAUUUAGGCCGAGUUCCCCGGUGAAAUAUACAUUUUUUAAUUGUUCACCGCCCCCCAAUUUCCCCAUAAUAGAACCAUUUGAGCGGCUGGAUUGUUUGAGUAGUGUUAAUAACACGGUUGUUUCAGUUCCUACUAGUUCUUUAGACGGGUUCAGAUUCCAGGAUUCCCCGGAUUCCUGCCAGACAAUAACUUAUCUGAUUCCGGUGGCAUUCGUCUGGGAUUCACCUUCUUGUGGGGGGUCGCAGGAAGCUGGUUGCUCUGUAUCUUCCAAUAGUGGUCUUUCAACAACUGCCAAGUAUGGGAUAAUAGUUGGAGUAGGAUUGCCUGGACUUUUUCUUCUGGCUUGUCUCGCCAUUUAUGCAAGAAAAAAAGUCGUUGACCGUGCUAUCAUGCAGCAGCAACAUCAUAUGCGAAAUCUCCCAACAAGAAUUAUAACACCAGAGCCUCCUAGGUUUGUAUUGGGCCUCGACAAGCUCACCAUUGAGUCCUAUCCAAUGACAGUGCUAGGUGAGAGCAAACGAUUGCCAAAGCCUAGCGAUUCUACGUGUGCAAUAUGUUUGUCGGAAUACAAGCCAAAUGACACACUGAGGACUGUACCAGAAUGUAAUCACUACUUUCAUUCACAUUGUAUUGAUGAAUGGCUCAAACUCAAUGCAACUUGUCCAGUAUGCAGGAACUUGCCUGAGGGAUCAUUUCAUAGGGCUGCAACUCCUAUGUCCUCGUCUUCGUCAUCUGCUUCGUUAUUUUCCAACUAGGCAGUAAUCUAUGGUCCUGUAUUGUGGAUUAUUUUUUGUGAUUGUGUUUUUGAUGGGCACGCUGUGUAAUAUAUCCUGAUAGAUUAUCAAACUCUAUGUUAAAAAUUAUACAAAUAGUAAAAAUAAUGAGUGUUUAGGAUAUACAUUUGUUUAUUA